Messenger RNA from Sander lucioperca (pikeperch), 5839 nucleotides. It is a transcript of the gene rpgra, whose product is annotated as retinitis pigmentosa GTPase regulator a. NCBI's taxonomy places the organism in Eukaryota, Metazoa, Chordata, Actinopteri, Perciformes, Percidae. The transcript is spliced from 14 exons. Bases 60 to 5726 code for a protein of 1888 amino acids. The record is from RefSeq and is a predicted model, not a curated record.
UACCUGUCAGUCAGUCAGCACCGAGCCACACGGUGCAGGGGAGAGGGAUAACAGUGGAGAUGACAGGACAGGACGAUGUGGACAUACCCGAAACAGGAGCCAUCUUCACAUUUGGAAAGAGCAGUUUUGCUGACAAUGUGCCUAGUAAAUUCUGGUUGAAGAAUGAUCAGCCAGUACACCUAUCUUGUGGAGGAGAGCACACUGCUGUCAUCACAGAAAAUGGCAGGCUGCUCAUGUUUGGUGGUAAUACUUGGGGCCAACUGGGGCUUGGAUUCAAGCCGGCUGCCAGCAAACCUGCCUCUGUGAAAUCCUUGAAGUCUGAGAAUGUAAAACUUGUAGCUUGUGGGAGAGAUCACACAAUCGUCUGCACAUGGCAGGGUAGUGUGUUUGUUGCUGGCAGUAACCAGGAGGGGCAGCUCGGUUUGGGCCACUGGAACAACACUACAUCCUUUCACCUGCUGCAUCCCUUCUGUGAACAUGCACCAAUCAAAAUGCUUUCUGCAGGAUGCAACACCUCAGCUGCCUUAACAGAGGACGGGAGACUGUUCCUGUGGGGAGACAACGCUGUGGGUCAGAUUGGUUUGGGGGACGAGGGGUUUGCAGCAGAACCCAGAGAGGUGGAUGUAAGGGAAGCAGUGAUAUGGGUCUCUUGUGGGUACCACCACUCAGCAUUUGUCACAGUGGAUGGAGAUCUCUACACGUUUGGAGAGAGUGCAAAUGGAAGGCUUGGUCUCCAGGUGGAGCAGCUGGCCAAUCACAGAGUCCCUCAGCGGGUGCAAGGGAUUCUGGGUCGUGUCAUCCAAGUGUGCUGUGGAGGGGAGCACACUGUGGCACUCACGGAGGAGAACGUGUACACGUUUGGCAGAGGUCAGUACGGUCAGCUGGGCCACGGGACAUUUCUGUUUGAAGUUGAUUUGCCAAAACCACUGGAGCACUUUUGUAACAGCAGCAUCAAACAUAUCGCCUGUGGAGAAAACCACACCGCUGUCAUCACAAAAAGUGGGUUUCUCUACACGUUUGGUGAUGGUCGUCAUGGGAAACUGGGUUUAGGGGAGGAGAACUUCAUUAACCAGUUCAGCCCGACACUCUGCACACGUUUUGUCAAGUACAAUGUUCAAUUAGUGUCCUGCGGUGGUAACCACAUGCUGGUACUGGCUACACCCAGACCACCAGAGAGCCAAGAAGUGGUGCCAGAAGAGGAUGUCACAAUCACAGAGAACGUUUUGGAGCCAAUUUACACAGAAAUUAUCCCGCUGGACCCUUUCAUUGAUCCUAAUCCACUGGUCCCACUCUCGGCCCUCUCUGCUCGAGCCCGGCAUAGAGAAAAAGAAAACUCUGUGGAGCUGUUUGGGAAGAUGUUUCAGAACCUCCCACGUCUAAAUUCUGGCUUCCUCAACACCUCCUGGCAAACAUCCAGAAAUAUCCCAACCCCUAAAACGCUCUCAAAGGACUUUACUACCCCUUCCUCAUCCCCCAAACCACAAUCAGAAGCAACACUAAGCCCACCACUCUCCCCCAGAUCUCCAGUGUUACCCUCUAAGCCAUCGAGCCCACGUUCUCAAUCAUCAAACACCUUUCAGAAUAAAUCCUCUACCGCUGCUUCUUCGAAGUCUAAAUCCAAAGAGCUGCCUUCUCCCUUACUGUCACCAAAGUUUACAACUAAACGUAACACCCCACAAUCUCCUAGACGGACUGCAAAAAAAAGACUGUAUAGAACCGCUAAAAAAGCUUUAAUUGAAGAAUCUCCUCUAUCACCUAAAGAGCCCUGCAGUCCCACCAGACCCUCAAAGAAACAUCUCAGUGAGAAAGAGCAUCCUGCCUCGCCACAAACACAGAGAGAAACUAUUCAGGGCCAAAUUGUCAUAGAAGAGUUGGAGGAGAAAGGAGUCGACUCUGACCUUUUGCCAAAUGUGGAAAAGAAGAAAGGCCGAGCUCUUAGAAGAACUACGAAAGAGGCAGAGUUGUUUGCCAAACGGCUCCAGUUCAAUGGGAAGGCAGAACAAAAUUCUCUUAAGGCCUCUCCCACAGAGCUCCUGAAAGGCUCUUUAAAGAAAGAAGUGCCUCCACUGAAGAGCUUAAAGAGUCUGAAAAACACAUCUAAAAAGGUUACAUCUAAAGGCAAAGAGAACAUCACCAAGCAGUCCAAUAAAAUCAAAACUCAUGAGGACGGAAUAGUUCGAAAGGAAACCUCCCAUUUGGAAUCACCAAAACUAUUAGCAUCAAGCCCAAAAACUCCACAAUCUGUCCGGAAGACACUGACACAGCAGAGACUGGUGGCUGCAGUGAAGGAAAAUGACAAAAGAAACAGAAAUGUGAAAGAAAGUAUUAUAAACCAAAAGGAUAUGAAAGCCAGUGCUUUAAAAAAAAACGUCACUGGGACACUGAAACAGGAGGAAAAUAAAUCAUCUGCUUUGGACAAGACAUCUUCUGUUAUGAAGGUCACUACAGGAAAUGAAACAACCAGCAUAUCUGUCCAGAGAGGAAGUUCGUUAUCAGUAGAAAAAGAUGCAGAGAUCCAGAGUGAAACCACUGACGUCAAACCUGUUGAAGUGCAGAUGCAACGAGAGUCACAGCAAUUCAUAUCGACUCCAACAAAAGAUUUUCACAAGGUUGAAUCUGCACCGGGAAGAGGUCAAAAUAAGAAAAAAGAAACCACACCCGCCUCCACACCUGCUCAGGUUGAUACUAAGAAAUCCCGAAGUGUGAAAUCCAUACCUGUGAAAGUUAAAGGGAAACCGAAAGAGGUCAAAUCCACACAAGUCAUAAAUCCAAGUAAAGGUGCAAGAAAUACUCCAGUUAAAAUUGAAAGUAAAAUAAAAGUUGUGGAAAAUGAGUUAAACAAAGCUCAAAAAAUGAAAGGUAGAACUGCAGAUAAGCAGAAGAUACCUGAAGGUGACAGCGCUGAAGUAAAGGACCAAAAGAAGGCAAAAGAAUCUAAACUGAAGGAAAAAACAAAACCAGGGGGAGACGAAGGGGAUGAAAUCAGAGUUAAAGGAGAAGCUGACUCUGAAGAUAUUACGAGGGCCAAGCCAAGGAGUAAGCAGACUGAAGUUUCCACACCUAUUGAAGUUCUGUGUAACCCCAUCUCCUCUCAAAGCCCUCAGAGAACAGAAGUGAUUCCGGUCAGCGGCGCCAAAUCCCCACAAGGCCCCAAACCUGUUGAAAAGGAUCUGUUUGUUUCUGAAACACACAGAGAGGAUGCUCAGAGCCUGACUGAAGAGAAGCCAAUGUGGGGGGAGAUGCUCAGUACCGCAGCCGCUCUUCUUCCUGUUGUUGGGAUAGCAGGUGCAGCUAUGAAAGGCCUUAGCGAUGCAGUGACAAACAUAGGGGAUUUCCAGUCUGACAGUGACACAGUUACCUCAACACCACCCAAAACACCCAGUCGAGUGAAGCAAUUCACAAAACAGAGUGCAGUUAUGCAACCUUCCUUUUCCUCGACACUGUCACAUUUUUCUUCAACAGAGGCGUCAAAUCCAGCAGAAGGAAGCACAGAGAAAGAUGUUCAGGUCAAGAAGAAUGUAGUUCAAGAAGAAGAACGUAAUGAUACCUUUCAGUCACAACAGGGGGUGGUGAAAAGUGACGGGAGUGAAGACACUUCCCAGCAAGAACAUAAAGAAGAUGAGAAAACCUACAAGGAUCAUAAGGGAGGAGAAACAGAUACUGAAGAUGAGGAAAAGAAGAACAAUGAAGAGAGUGGAAGCCAUGUGGAAGGCAAAGAAGAAGUCAAUGAGGAGGAGGGAAGUGAAAGUAGCAAUGACUUAGAGGAGGAAAAAGACAGUGUUUCUGUAGAUGGCGAGGAAGAGCAAGAUAAUGAACUUGCAGAGGAAGAUGGUGAGGAGGAAGGAGGAAGUGAGAAGAGUGAUGUCACAGAGGCUGAAGAGGAGGAAGAAGAAAGCAGUGAGGAAACAGGUGGAGGAGGAAGUGAGUCUGAGGUAAGUGAGGCAGCAGAGGAAGAGGGAAGUGAAAGUGAGGAAGAGAAUAAAGAAGAAGAGGAAGAAAGUGAGGUGAGUGAGGAUGAAGAUGAUGAAAGUGGCCAAGAGUCGGGGAGCAGCAAGAGCAAAGAGUCAGAGGAGGAGGAGAGAGACGGAGGUGACACUGCAGAGUCAGACUCUGAAGAAGAAGAAAGUGAGGUGAGUGAGGAUGAAGAUGAUGAAAGUAGCCAAGAGUCGGGGAGCAGCAAGAGCAAAGAGUCAGAGGAGGAGGAGAGAGACGGAGGUGACACUGCAGAGUCAGACUCUGAAGAAGAAGAAAGUGAGGUGAGUGAGGAUGAAGAUGAUGAAAGUAGCCAAGAGUCGGGGAGCAGCAAGAGCAAAGAGUCAGAGGAGGAGGAGAGAGACGGAGGUGACACUGCAGAGUCAGACUCUGAAGAAGAAGAAAGCGAGGUUGACGCAGAGGACGAGGGUGAAAUGGAGGAAGAAAAAGAUUCCACUGAGAAAGACUCAGAAGAAGAUGAAGAAACAGAUGAGGAACAGGAUGAAGUGAGUGUUGAAAAUGAGGAAGCGGAAGACAGUGAGCCUGAUGAAGAUGAGGAAGAGCAAGAUGAAAAGAGCGAUAAAGAAAAUGAGGGGGAGGAUGAAGACAGUGAGGAAGAAGUGUCUUUAGAUGAGGGGGAAGCUGAGGACGAGACUGCAGAGGAGGAACAAGAGGGUGAGGAGGAAGAAGAAGAGAGUAAGGAGGAGGUAGGAGAGGAGGAGGAAGAAGAGAGUAAGGAGGAGGUAAGAGAGGAGGAGGAAGAAGAGGGUGAGGAGGAGGAAGAAGAGGAUAAGGAGAUUACAGAGGAGGAAGAAGAAGAGGGUGAGGAGGAGGUAGGAGAGGAGGAGGAAGAAGAGAGUAAGGAGGAGGUAAGAGAGGAAGAGGAAGAAGAGGGUGAGGAGGAGGAAGAAGAAGAGGAUAAGGAGAUUACAGAGGAGGAAGAAGAAGAGAGUAAGGAGGAGGUAGGAGAGGAGGAGGAAGAAGAGGGUGAGGAGGAGGUAGCAGAGGAGGAAGGAGAAGAAGAGGAAGAGAGUGAAGGUGAGGAGAAGAAAAAAAUAAAAAGAAAAGAGGAAAGUAAUGUGGCUAAUAAAAAGGAGACAGAAGAGAGUGAUGAUGAUGAGGAGGAGGAAGGAGUUGGGGAGGAAGAGGAGAAUGAAACAAAGAUUAAACCAAAAAUAGAGCGAAGACUCAAAAAUCAGAGAGAAGAAACAAAACAGAAACAACCUAAAGGAAAGAAAGGUAGUGAUUCUGAGGGAAAUGAAGAUGAGGAGAGUGAGGAAGAAGCUAACGAAGUAGGUAAAGAGGAGGAGGGAGAAGAGGAGGAGGAGGAGAAGGAAGAAGGAGAGGAGGAAGGAGAGGAGGAGAAGGAAGAAGGAGAGGAGGAAGAAGGAGAGGAGGAGGAGGAGAAGGAAGAAGAAGGAGAGGAGGAAGAAGGAGAGGAGGAGGAGGAGAAGGAAGAAGAAGGAGAGGAGGAAGAAGGAGAGGAGGAGGAGAAGGAAGAAGAAGGAGAGGAGGAGGAAGAAGAAGAAGAAGAAGAAGAAGAAGAAGAAGAAGAGGAGGAGGAGGAAAAGGAAAAGGUAAAAUCAUCAAAAACAAAAAACAUACAGAAGUUGCCUCCUGACAGAAAAGACAAACAACAGAAAGAAGCACCCAAACCAGCACCGAGGACAAAGCAGAGUGCUGGAGUGAAGAAACAAGAUGACUCUCAGCAGUUCUGGAACAAUGUUCUACCUCAGUACCUCGACCUGCAAUAAAGUUCAUGUAUAAGUACUAGUGUUUAACUGAAGGGACACGGACUCAGCACCACAAGUGUCCUGCAGUAUGACCUGCUCACUGUGAGUAAGACUCAACCAAAGUGUAGUCUGUC